GACGGGACGGGACGGGGACGGGACGGGACCGGACGGGACGGGACGGGACGGGACGGGACGGGACGGGACCGGACGGCGCUCUGUCGUGAUGACGGGCUCCGGUCCGAAGCUCGGCGUCGUGCUGCUGCUGGCGGUGCUGCUGCAGACCGUGGUCGUCACCAUCACCGUGCUGCACUUCAGCACGGCUCUCAACUCGAUGAAGGAGGCGUUCGCCAGGAGCAGUGUUUCCUGUCUGACGGGCGCCGACCUGCAGAGCGUCACGGCCGUGCGAGGGGAUCCGUGCUGGCAGGUCACUCAGCAGCUCCACCUGCUCAUCCAGAAGUCUCUGUCUCAGCGUUACCAGAGGCAGAUCUCCUCGGCAGUUAGAGAUGAGGUGUCCCGGGUGCUGCCCUCACUAGUGAUGGAGGACCAGGCUUCACCUCGCCCCAAAGUGGCGGCUCACGUCACCGGCAGCUUCGUGCCCAAACUGGAUCAAGAGGGAGGAGCUCCGGUGUCGGCGGGGCGCCGGGUCCAGGGCCAGAAGAUCUCGUGGUGGGAGGGGCAGAAGGGGCUGGCCUUCCUCCAGGACGUCCAGCUGGUGGACGGGGAGCUGGUGGUGCCGCAUCCCGGCCUCUACUACGUCUACGCCCAGACCUACUUCAGACACACGCACUCCCUGGAGGAGGAGGAGGGCGAGGGCGGCGAGGAGGCGGAGGACCGGGGGCGGCCCCUGCUGCAGUACGUCUAUAAGAAGGUGAGCAACUACCCGGCUCCCUUCCUGCUGAUGAAGACCAUCCGGACCUCCUGCUGGUCCCGGGGCUCCCAGUUCUCCCUGCACUCCGCCCACCAGGGGGGGCUGUUCCCGCUCAGCGCCGGCGACCGCCUGUUUGUCACCGUGACGAACGCCUCCGCCGUGGACAUGGACGAGAAGAGCAGCUUCUUCGGCGCUUUCCUCGUCAGCUAGAGGAAUCGGGGGCGCCGCCUGGUCUCGCGGUGAAUCUCCAGAUCCGCGGACGCGAGUCCCGUUUUGCGACGGCUAACAGACUCGUCUCAGAGACAAAAGACUGACACUAGAAGUGGCAGGUUUGUAUCUGACAACACUGGUCUUGUUGGCGGACGAGAGACUAAAGAGGACGUGGAUCUGAGAGUCGUGUGUGUGAGAGAACUCGUGAACGGCUGAUGGUAAAUGUGUGGAGGUUUACCGUGAUCAACACAGACGCAAACAUUUCUUAGCGGCCGACGUUGUUUCACUCGCACCGGGUUCAUCAGGUUGACCGACGUACAACCUUCAGCAUUUAGUGAAAUCUGCCGUCGUAGCUCAUGUUCACUCACAACCCCCCCCCCACCCCCCCACCACGAGCUCCUCUUCAAACUGCCUGUCACUCAACGGCGUCUUAGGCAUUUCUUGUCAGUUCAAAGACAGAUCAUCUGUUGGCGUCUCCGGAGGGACGAGUCUUUACAUGUUCAUUUCUCACAUUAGAAAAUGCUGCACACAUGCCAGCAACAUGUGCAGGGGGACAUAUGGUCACAUUUACCCAAAGGGGGGCGUGUGUGCAAACCCUCCAAACCUCAAACUCCCAAAAGUUGACUGGCGUUGCCCCCGAUCCGAGCGAGGACGAUAAUGGAUGCUGGAAAACUCAGAUGUAAAACUAGAAGGGCGAAUACCUCUCCGCCCAAUGGGUUCUUCCUCCCGCCGCGAUAUUCCUUGGGGUGUCGGUGAAGCCGGUUCACGCAAGGCGCAAUCCUGCUCACGGACAAUCAGAUGAAAACAUCAUUCUGUGGGAGGUUGUGACGCACCUGUGCAAAAAAGCGUUUCAUAGCAGGUUGAGUCCGCAUGAGGAUCUGUCCGCUAGUCUGCUGACCAGUGGCCGCGUCGCCUCUCCCCUCACGACAGGGAAGUCUGGGUCGCAGAAGAGCAAAGAGAGAAAAGAAAGAGAUUAGAAACCACGGGAAAAGCAACUUUUCAAAAGAAUACAUUAUAUAUAUAUAUAUAU
Molecule: messenger RNA, 1973 nt
Organism: Scophthalmus maximus (turbot)
Lineage: Eukaryota; Metazoa; Chordata; Actinopteri; Pleuronectiformes; Scophthalmidae
Gene: tnfsf10
Product: TNF superfamily member 10
Exons: 6
Coding region: 89-943 (284 amino acids)
Biological process (GO): immune response
Cellular component (GO): membrane
Molecular function (GO): tumor necrosis factor receptor binding
Source: RefSeq, a predicted model, not a curated record